GGAUGUUGGAAUCAGACUUGCUGGAGAACUACAAGUACAAAGAUGCGCUAGAUUCCGCCAGUUCCUUCAACACCAAGCUGCUGGUGGAGCGACAGAGCAGACUCCCCUUCCUUGAUACCCAGACUAACAUUGCCCAGGUUGACUGCCAUAUAUGGAAGAAGAAAUGCGAGAGAGUAGAGCCUGUAGGUAAGGGAAUAGAGUACGCCUACCAGAUGAGGUACUGGAAGAAGUUACCUAAAGCUAAGAAGAAACCUCCCGCUCCUGAAGUCGUCGUCAGUACGGAAGAGGGAGCAGCGGCUGGCUCAGAGGACGUGCCGUUAUCAAUAAAACCAGAGUUAGUGAGCGAGGAGAGCAUGGGGCUUGAUACUGGACCCUCUAGUGAACCUACCCCUGAGGAGCUCAGCCCUUCUAGUGAUGAUUAUGAGAUGUACUACGAAAGGAAGCGUAAGCGACAGAGUAGAGGUAACAGACGAAGUAAAGGUCCGGUAGAGAACGUGAGACGUGGCUCCAGAUCACGCAAAAGUAGUGUUAUAUCAACAAGGAGUACUAGGAAUAUAAAAGUAGAAGAAACUGAACAUGAAACUGAUCCUACCUCAUCCGAAACUCCUAAACCUGUAUCAGAGGUACCCCAAGAAGGAGCUGAAAAGAAGCCUCCUAGUAACGUGUGUGAUUUCUGUCUCGGAGAUGCUGAGAAGAAGAAAACAGACGAAGCCAUGAUAUCCUGUGUGGACUGCGGCAGAUCAGCUCAUCCCUCCUGUCUCCAAUUCGAGGGAUCUCUGGCAGAAAACGUUAAGAGCUACAAUUGGCAGUGCAUAGAGUGCAAAUCGUGUAGCAUUUGUGGUACAUCAGAUAAUGACGAUCAGCUCCUGUUCUGUGACGAGUGCGACCGUGGUUUCCACAUGUAUUGUCUGACGCCGCGCAUCGAGCGCCCGCCCGAGGGACGCUGGGUCUGUCACAUGUGCAACAAACGACCCUGAAAACCUGCCGCGCUUUGCAGCGCUCAUCUUUAUAUGAUAUUAUGCGUAGCCAAAUUAUUGGUGGUGCUUUUUAGAUACAAAGCUCUUUAUUUUAUCAAAUUGCUAGUAUUUUAUCGUAGACUUUAUGUUUUAUGGCUCGCGGAAGCCGUGUGUGUAUACGUGUUUGAGUUUAAUGUUUCAACAAAAUAUAUUGGGUGUAAACUGUCCUUGCAACAAAUUAUGAAGGUUCGUUAUACUAUUAAAAUGGGCUCUUUAUUCUUUUGAUGUAAUAUUUAUGACAUGGGAUUCAGGAUUUUCACUCUGAUGAUUUUUUGUUCCGUAGUUUACAUUCUGGUUUGAACUGUUAGUUGACCUCAUUUUUAUCAACUCUGUUUUCAAAACCUUUUCUACAAACACUUUAAAGCAGGCUAAUAAUAAUGUAAAUUUUAACUCAGCAUUUUUAUUUGAUUUUAUCAUAGUUAAACACAUAGUUUCCUAAAUAUUAUCGGUUUCAUUAAAAGCAAACGCUAUCAUUGUAGUUUGCAGUUUGUAGUAUUUGUAGUUCAAACAGUAGCUUUUACAAUUUACAGUAGUUUGAAUAUUUACCCUUUAAGUCAACAAGCUCUCAUUUCAUAACUGAUUUAGUCGAAUGUCGCCAAAUCUAAAUGCCAUUAAAUCGAUCUAUUUUUUGUUGAAUAUCUUAUUUUGAAUUUAUAGAUGAUAUAUGGAUACGUUUUAUUGCUGUUACUCCUUAAAAAUGAACAAAAUGUAAAAUUUCACAACCUGAGAGAUAUGAUAAUUUGAUCCGUUACAAAUAUUAUUCAAGAACCGAUUAAUGCAAACUAGUCAUCAGUAAGACUUUGGAGUAUUUUAACGGUAGGUCGGCAAUUCAAAGCACAUAAGGGGCAAAAUAUUGAUAAUUUACAGUGCAGCUGUAUGAAUAGUG
Molecule: messenger RNA, 1902 nt
Organism: Bolinopsis microptera
Lineage: Eukaryota; Metazoa; Ctenophora; Tentaculata; Lobata; Bolinopsidae
Product: zinc finger protein ubi-d4 A-like
Exons: 7
Coding region: 3-977 (324 amino acids)
Biological process (GO): positive regulation of transcription by RNA polymerase II
Cellular component (GO): MLL3/4 complex
Molecular function (GO): histone binding; transcription coactivator activity; histone H3K4 methyltransferase activity
Source: RefSeq, a predicted model, not a curated record